UAGGAGGAUUUUUACCACUCAGCAGCCAGUAGUUCAGUUUAGAAACUGACACCCUAAUUGCUGCCAAUUUCCAGGUAUGGUACUUUAUUAUGAUAAGCUUGUGGAAUCUGCUGAAUAGCAGGUGUCUGCCCACAGCUUCGGAGAGAAUACUGGCUACAGUUCUGUACAGUAUAUUUUUCUUGGUAAAGAUGAGUUGUAUAGAGAGAUAGCAAUGCUGAGCACAAUGCUAUAAACAGAAAUCCAAAGUAGAUUAUUCUUGCCAAUAGUCUUGUUUUAAAUACAAUUUUUCCUAAUGCAUUUGUGUGAUUUAUUAAUGAUGUUGCACCACAUUUGACGUCAAAAUGUCAUCUGGUUUCUGUCAUACUUCUGAUCAUAAGUUGCCAGAAAUGUGAAGACUAGGAGAAUUAAGCAGGAUAUCUGCAUAGCAUUUAUGAGUGCUUACCUGAAGAAAAAAAUCACCACAAUGUUUUUACAAUAAACCCAAAACACAUCAUGAGAAUCUGCCCUCAAACGGAACGCUUUGGGGUUUUCUUAGUAAUUUAUUUCCAAAUGCACAUUUCAUCAAAGUAAAUAGGACCUGUCAGGUAACCAGUUGGGAUAAAACCACUUAAAAAAAUAAUUUUGCUAUACUGGGUACACCACUGGUGUACAGAAUUAGGUCAGCGGAUUCAACCAAUCAUCUAUUAUAUUAGAAACUCAUUGUUGAGUUCUUUACAGUGCGGAUGUGUAGUCUAAGUAUGAAGUUGACUUUUGUCAACAAAUCGAUACCUUGUAGUUUUUAUAGUUGGCUAUUGAGGUAACUCGUACAUAAUUAUUAGUUCAAUCAAAGAGGUCACUGGCUGAAUGGGUAGUGGUAAUUCUGUGAGAAACAUCACAGAGAGCUUUACAUUGCAGCAGUCACACAGCUAGGGAGAAAUUGCAGAAGCGAUGUGAUAGCACUUCGAAAUAACCUUCCUGAGCAGGAUCAUGUCAUUUAGUAACUUUAAAUGACACCGAGGUGCUUAUCAAGCAAUGAGUAUGACAUUUACACUUAAGGAGGACAUUUCUUACAUACUCUUGUUUCUCAUUUGAAAUCAUCAUACAGAUCAGGAAAGGAAUAAAUUGCAUAUGGUAAUCACUUGGCAAAAGGGCCGACUGCAUUAGGAUAAAAUGGAUAAUGAAGCAACUCUUCAUGUGGUAAUCUGUGUUUCUAACAUGGCCAAAGUCUCAGAGAAACAGUAGAUGGAAGUAAUUCUCCUGAUGAAAUCUGAUACGAAUUAAAAGGACAAAAAACUGACGACAAAAACUGCAAUUCAAGUUUUAGGGCAAAACCUCAAACAGAGUUUCAUGGUAGAUUUAUAAAGAGAACUGAAAAGGAAACUCUGCUGAGGUCCAGCAAACAGUCCUCAUUAUCUCAACUAUCCCACCAUUGAGCAAGCAUGAAGGGCCAAAUGAUGCAGACAAUGGCAUCUACCUCAGGAGCACUAUGUUUUGCUCUUGCUCUUCUGCUACAUGGUUGUGCCGCUUUAAAUGGAACACGGGAGGAUGAACAACUUAACGUUGUUGAAAUUAAGGAAAACUCUCACAUGAAUCAAACAACCAAGAAUCAAAGUGAUACAGAUUCUCAGGAUGAACUGUUCUUUCAAGAGUUCACAUUUGGCUUGGAUGGGGUCGCAACUCUCAUUGUGGCUUUACUUGGCAUAGUGUGUAAUAUCCUGGUUAUAAUCGUGCUCACGCGUCCAAGGAUGCACUCUUCUACCAACAGCUAUCUCACAGCAUUAGCAAUCUGGGACAGCACUCUUUUACUUUGUACGACUUUUCUUGAACCACUGCGACACAUCCCAAAGCAUGACAAUUACUACGAAGAUUAUACAUUUGCUUUUUUAGUACCGUAUGUCUAUCCACUGGCCACAUGUGCACAGACAGCUACAAUAUGGUUGACUGUAUCAUUUACUGUGGAACGUUACAUAGCUGUGUGUCAUCCCUUGCGAGCACAUGAAUUUUGUACAAUCAAAAGAGCUCGUAUUGUGAUUGCCAUAGUAUCCGUGGUUUCGUUCUUCUACAACUUAGUUCGGCAUUUUGAACAUGUGCCUUUCCCCCUUGUGGAUGACAACAGAACAAUAUAUAUCUUGAAGCCCACAGACUUGGGACUUAAUGAAACAUACAUGAAUGUCUACUCCACCUUUUAUGUUAUAAUAAUGUUUGUUAUACCUGUCAGUACCUUGGCAGUGCUAAACACUUUCCUCAUACGUGCAGUUCAUCGCUCACGGAAGGAACAAAAAACUAUGAAUGUGCGGAAAUCAAAGGAAAAUAAUGUGACAAUUAUGCUAGCUAGCAUUGUGAUGGUGUUUUUGGUCUGCCAGACCCCUGCCUUGGUAUAUAACCUCGCCUUCAGCAUCGACACAAAAUAUGUUGCGACAGAUUUCAGCUACAGGAUCCUCUCAUCGUUUAGGAACUUCUUGGUGACACUUAACAGUGCUAUCAACUUCAUCCUCUACUGUGCCAUAGGUCAGAAAUUCCGGACUGUCUUCAUGUUGACAUUCUGUAGGUGCAUUCUAAAUCCUGAACAGUUACUGAGCAUGGAGAGAACUAAUGUCUACGCCCCAACAGUCAACAUGACUGCCGUGUCGAAUGCAAAGAAGUUCGCCAAAGUGGCAGCCACAAAACAUAAAAAUACUUCCGACGAAAGCAUGAAUUCUCUACGCUCCAAUAAUAAUUCAAACUCAACAGCAAAUUCGACCCUCCUGAAUCAGCCCCAUACCAAUGGGAAACUUUAUACCACUAACUGGCGAGGAGUCCCAGAAAUGGAGAGACUCACCAUGCAGCAGGAAGAAAAUAAUGUUAUUCAAAACCCUGGUGCUGAAGACAAUACGAGUUUCUCUGGGUCUGAACUAACUCUGAAGCAUGAAUUUGCUGAAGACGAAGAACCUGAAUUUUACCUGUACAGAAUUGACUUGCAGCAGUUGCAACCUGAAUCGAUCAUAUGACUUCUUCCAAAAGAUGGUCCAUCUAGAAUACAACGUGUUCCAAACUUAUUACCUAGCUGCAGUUCUCAGUGUUAUACCCAAACCACUAUUAAAAAGUUACUUUUUUGCCAAUGGUGAAAAUACAGAAAAUAUAUCCAAAAUGUUAUCUUUCUUUUAAAAAUAAUCCUGAAUUAUGGUCAGAAUUGGACAGGUUCCGAGAAAAAAUUAUGUCAGAGUUGGAUAGGUUUUAUGUUUACCACUUCAUUAAUGGCCUAUCAAUGAGUCAUAAUUUAAACACUAAACAAACCUUUAAAUCUUUCACCUUCAUUAUCAUAUCAAAAAAUAUCCAGACAAUCCAAGAUUUUUUCAUUAACAGACACCAGGCCUGAUUUUCAAGAUAUUGUCAGUGGUUUCAGAUCCAUGGAGACUUGUUGGAAAGUGAUGCAGGAAACCACCCCAUGGACCCUGUUUCUGAAGAUGUCUGAAGUUGAAGUUUAUGUGUUAAACUGCUAACCCUUGUUUACUAUGCCAGGCCUUAGUACUUUGCAAUUUUGGUCUAGCAGUAAGAACUUUUAAGAAAGACUGACCCAUUUUAGGUGUUUGACAUAUCAAAGCGGGUUACUAUCACCAAUGUGAUAGACAGUCACGUCGCUCAAGGGCUCAGUUAAAGAACCCAAAAGCCAUGGCUAACAGCAUUAAAGAUUUUUUGUGAAAUGCGACUUGGUCAGACAGGUCUUAGAGACCACUCCCACAGAUAUUUAGAUUGAUCCAGGGCUUGACAUUAAGGGUGGCCCACUGGCCCUGGGCCACUGAAAACCAAC
Messenger RNA from Lingula anatina, 3766 nucleotides. Its product is annotated as FMRFamide receptor. Gene Ontology annotation, molecular function: G protein-coupled receptor activity. The record is from RefSeq and is a predicted model, not a curated record. Gene Ontology annotation, biological process: G protein-coupled receptor signaling pathway. Gene Ontology annotation, cellular component: membrane. NCBI's taxonomy places the organism in Eukaryota, Metazoa, Brachiopoda, Lingulata, Lingulida, Lingulidae.